AUUGUUGCUCGCGUUUCCGCUCCGGGGGACUGAGACUGAAGUAGGAUGUUCCCUCUCCUUGAAGCCCCAGGUUGGGGGCAGUUGAGGGCUGCAGCUGGACUUGAAAGUGCUUUUUAAAGAGGAGAGUCGCAGAAAAUUCGGGAUUUUUCAAAAUACAUGAGUCGCUGCUGCCAACUCGUAUUUUUUUGCAGCGUUUACCGGGAGCUCCGUCGUCCAGGAGCAGAAAAAAGAAACAAUGAUCGGAAGCUACUUUUCAGGCUGGGGAAGCCAACAAUACCGUGAAUGCAAUACGUAGAAGAAGCGCCACAAAGGAAUUACAACAUUCGGGUUGCUAUCGAUGUCCUUGUAUCCCCUUCUGGAUUUUGGAUUAAUCAAUUUGCAGCAUGGAAGGCCGGGAUUUCGCUCCGCCGCCGCACCUCUUGUCAGAGCGGGGCGCCCUGGUCCACCGCGCCACCUCUCGGAUCGCUUCCGCCGGCCACGGCUCCGUACAACAUUCCGGUCACUUCCAGACUGGGAAAUAUUACCCAUCUCACCUUCCAAUGGCCCCGCACUCAGGUAAUGGACUGAUGGGGAACUCGUCCACCUCCUUCAUGGGGACGUUCCUUACCGGCAGUCUUGGGUCACCCCCUUCGCACCCCUCACACCCUUCUGGGCCCCCUGCCUCUCCCUCAUCACCAUCUUUCCAUGGUGGACCUCACUCCAGCGCCUCCCAGAUAUGGUUUCCACAUUCUCAUGAAGCCCCAGGGUAUCCCCGUUUCUCAGGGAGUCUGGCCCACACCUUCCUUCCCAUGAGUCACCUGGAUCACCAUGGAAACAGUAGCGUCCUCUAUGGCCAGCAUCCCUUCUAUGAUGCUCAAAAAGAAAACUUCUAUCUUCGAGGCCUGCCGUCACAGGAGCCCCUCCUGCCAGCCAAUCACGGCCUUCCACCCGUCUCUCGAACAGCAAGUAGCCAACCACUGCGGUCCUGCAGCCGGGAGCGUGACAUGGGGGGCGAUAGUGUCCACAAGAGCCUGAAGGAGGGGGGAGCACAUCGGCCCUUGGCUCCUGGUACCAAAGAGAAGGAGAGGUCCACUGGCAAGCAGGAGGCCAAGGACAGGCAGCAGCACAAACAGCAAGCCCACCCCAACCCCCACUCACACCAGCACCCACACCCUCAGCCACCAUCCUCCCUGGAGGAGGAGAACAGUAGGGCCCUGGCAAGGCACAAGGCAACCCUGGUAGCAGAGUACAAGGAUGACUCAGUAGCCAGGGACAAGCACCUGAGUGCCUGCCUGCUUCACACCAAGGCACAGAAUGGGAGUCUGGCUGCUGUUGCUAAGGGCUCCCUGUUGAGUUGCGGGGGUGGAGGGAGCAAUCAGGGCCGGAACCCCGGAGCUGGAGGAAAUCUCCGCUGUGCCAAGGAUGGAUUGAGUCCGGAGAUGAGGAUCAGCGAGAAGCCCUCCGAUUGCCUGGAAAGGGCUCCCACGCUGCACCACUCCAUGCCCUACCGUGUACCCACAUCACUGGGCUCGGCCGUUAACGCUGGGGGCUUCCACUGCCUGCCCCUGCAUCCCAGCCACCACCACCACCCCCCACAUCACCCACACCAUCCUCAUCACCCCUACCACACAGACUUUUACAGUCCACCCCCUCCACCUCCUCUUGCUAACCCUGCAGGCCAGGAAAAGGGGCUGUCUAUAGGUGGCCAGGAUCCCAAGACGACAGGUCCCACCUUUGUACCAUCUGUGAGCCACCAGGGAGACAAAACCAACGAGCCGUUCCAGCUCCGGAAUCCCGAUUGCCGGAGGGUGGGUGGUGGCCGGGGCAACGGCGCAGCAGGCACCAAAGACAAGUCCAUGGAGAAAAGUGGCAGUGAGAGUGGUGUGGGGUCCAACACCUGGCCCAGGAAGCAGCAACAACAGCCACCACCACAUCAUCAUGCCUAUGCCAAGGCAGAAAAGGCUCCUGAUUGGCUACAGAGCCAGCAGCAGCACAACCAGCACGCUAUUCCUCCAACACACCUGGGUCCACGGCCGCGCAGUGGGGAUUGCAUCAACAAUUCAGACCUGGACUUUCGGCCUUCCCUGCCUCAGGCUGGCCUCAGCACUCCCUCUUUCCGGAACUGCUCCCACCUGGGUCUAUCUACCAAUGGCCAGGUUCCUGAGGGGAAGGUUCCACAGGGUGGAGGGAUACCAGGGGGUUGCGUGCUGCAGCGUGACGGACAGAAGGUGGCCCGCAUACGCCACCAGCAACACCACAGGGCAGUUUCAGAUGACUCAGGGCCCAAACUGGGACUAGGCUGCAGUGGGGCAGAGGGAAAGCGGAAGACAGACAUGCCCACCCUUGGGUAUGUGUGUGGCAGUGGGCAGCAACAGCCAGUGCCCCCCUGGGCAGUGCGUGCAUCCCAGCUCCAGGUGGAUGAGGAACAGCGCAAAGGAUACCUGGAGUCCCUCACUGGAGGAACUGUUGGCCGGCCGCAGGGCCAGCAACAGCCACUACCAGGGAUGGGUCCCCCAUCUGGCCCUCAGGACUCGAAAGGCCCCCAAGGGGAGGGAGGGGCCAUGAGAAACCUGCUCAAGUAUAGCAGCCAGCAGCAGCCACUUCUGCUGUCCCAGAGAAACCCCUUUGGGGGAUUAGGGUGCCUCAAGUCUGGGGCAGGUGGGGACAGCUGCCCCGUGCAGGGUGACAAGCAUGCAUUACCCUCAAGGAAAACCCCCUCAGCCGAUGGGGAUAGGCCAGAUUGUGGCAGGAAGAGCCGUGAGUCAGGAGAUAUGCCCCACAGUGAGGGAGAAGUGCGGCAGCCACCUGUCGGCAUUGCCGUUGCUGUUGCGAGACAAAGGGAGCCAACCUGUCACCCUAUGGAUGGUUCCACAAGCCACACUCGACAGGACAGGAUGAUGCCUACUCUUAAAGGGGCUGUGAAGCCUGUGUUCCCGCUGGACCUCGAAACAGAGGAAGAGAGGAAGAGAAUGUGCGAAGAACAACUGGGUCGGCCCUGUUUGGAAAGGGACCGAGAGCUACUCGUCAGGGAUAACAAAAAGAGGGUAGAAUUUGCAAGAAUCCAUCCCUCCAGCAGUUGCCAUGGUGACAUCACCCCUCACCUCAUGGUGCCAGGUGGGACCUCCUUACAGUCAAGCCAGUUAGGGGCUGACCCUACUCCGCAUGUUCAUCCAGCGCACCACCAUUGGAUGUCGCAGACAGGAAGUCCCUCCUUGUGGGUGACUGGGCACUCCUAUGGUAUCGGUCAUGCUGCCCUGCACCAGAACCUACCCCCGGCUUUCUCGGCACCCAUGCCUGGCCCCCUGCAGCCGGUGUUGCCCCUCUCCCAGGACUCUUCCACACCACUGGUAGUGCUAUCCAGUGAGCCCACAGCCCGCCCGGCCACCCACCACCUGGAUGUGAUAGAGCAACCAGGACUGUGGCCCCCUGUGUACGGAGCCCGGGGACCUCCUUCUCACAUGCAGCAUGCCACCGUGUUCUCCCAAUCUCAGUUUCUACGGCAACAAGAGUUCUACGCACUGCAGCAGCAACAGCAGCAGCAGCAACAGCAACAGCACAGAGUUGCCCAGAGCAUGGAGUUACAGCAUAGGAGCAGCCACCCCCAGACACAGAAGAAGACAGAGGAACCCCCCAUGGACCUUGAAGAGCUGAUAUCUGAGCCGGGUACCCUGAGACCUGCCAAGCCCUUCUCCUUUGUUACAUCCCACAAGAAGACGGCCUCCUCAGUGUCCUGCCCUACCCGCCUGUCUCCCUGCUGUCGCUCGCCAUCCCUGCGCCCCCACCCCAAGAGCACCCCUUGCACUCCCUGCCCGACUCCUAGCCCAGCUGCUGCAGCCCCCCACUCCCCCGCCCUAAGUCCUGCCCCACCCCGUAAAACGAAAGGGGCAGAGGCACAGGACAUGAGAGCGGAGGGGCAGCCGCCACAGGACUACCCACAAACCCUGGAGCCUGAUCUGCCCCCUGGAUAUACGUACCCUGCCAUUGUCAUGGGGUACAGGAGUGGCCCUUCCCCUCAGGAUGUCCAGCUGGCCGAGCCUGCUGAUCUCGAGGCAGCACAGGCCGAGCCGUCGCAGCGAGCCCCAUCUCUGCUACCUGCCCUGGGAAAGAAGCAUGAGUGUAGCCCUGCGGGGAGGACAUUCCCAGAGCAGCAGCAAAAUGCAGAGGAGGAAGUGGGAACUACCAUGGAAGAUGGAGUGUUGGACAACCAUGUCGCCCCUGAGCAGGAGCAGGAGGAGGUGUACAGGAGCUGUUGCUUGGAAGAACGGCUGGCCCAUGAGGCCACCUCCACUUCAGAGGACGCUCAGAGAGAUGGCAUUCCUGUGUCCAAUCCAAAAGAAGUGGAGGAGGAGGACAAUGAGGAGAUACCAAUGGUGAAUGAAGAGGUCCAAGAAGAAGGAAUGGCGAAAUGGAAGGAGGAAGUGACCCAUGCUGACCAGAGUUUGGAACAGCCAACAUGCAGCCAGUCAGAGGAGGCUAUUCCAUGUGAGGCAGCAGGCCCUAAGAAGAGCUGUGAUGAAGACCUCAGUUCUCCUGUGCCAACUGCUGCUAUAUCUGCUGUUCCAUGUCCAGCCUCCACAUCCCCCCAGGCCCCUAUCUUAAGCUGCUGGAGUCUGGAGCUCCUGAUCGCUGCAACACUGUGUGCCAGUGGGAAUAUGCCCCCUCCUAACCGAAGCUCCCAAGUCCUGCCCUGCCACAGCAACCAUGGCAUGGAGCUACUGAGUGAACUGGCUGAACUGGAGCUGCGGCAGCGGCAGUGGGACAGUGGCGGCAGCAGCAGCUGCCAGGAGGAGGAACUACUGACCUUUGACCUUCACAACUUAGCCACCCUAGCGACAGCCCGUGCCCUGGAACUGGGGCCCGAGGGCAGCUUGCAAGCCAGCACGGAACAGCCCGGCCUCAUCCGUCGAACUGUAAAUCUGCGCAGGAAGUGCAGUUGGACACCCCGUCAUGAGCCGGUGUGCCCAGUCAAGGGUGCCAUGGAAACGAUGGGUGCGCAGGAACUGGCUAUGCGGGUACAGCUUGCGGAACUGCAGCAGCGCUACAAAGAAAAGCAGAGGGAGCUGGCAAAGCUGCAGAGGAAGCACGACCACCAGAGAGAAGAGACACCUCGUAGCCCUGCUCGUCGGGGGCCCGGGCGGCCCCGAAAACGCAAGUCUACACACAGCACAGGCACUGCAACUCCAGCAGAUGGGCCACGCAAGAUCAAGUCUCUCGGGGUAGGGGUUGGUCUGCAGUCUGAGGAUACGGCUGGAGGCAAGGAAGUUCAGAAGAAGAAAAAGAAGAAGCCAUCUAAUCAGAGCUUUGACUGGCUCAGCUCAGCACAGAUGAAGGCGCAGUGCUACAAGUCCAGCAGUCGACCAGCUGUGCUCAGCUCCAAGCUGGCCUGCAAGGUGUCCCGGCUGAAGCAGAAGGUCAAAACCACAAGGGCAUCCUCAGCAGGGUUGCUCUUUGGUCGUAGGCAUGGCCUGGUGUCCACCCAAGGACAGGGCCCCGCAAGGCGCAGCAAUGACUCCGAUGAUCACAGUGACACAGAGGAAGAUGAAGAAGAGGGCAGUUGUGACAGUGAAGGACAGGAUGACAUCAGAGUUUCAUCUUCUAGAGACUCUUCAUCAAGUUCUGUGGUACCUGGGCCCUCACCCUCAUCCGUUGUAAAGUUAGAGGCUAAUCAGAAAGCCAGGAACAAAAAGGAAAGGCAAGGGCUUUACGGAUCCCCAAGCCUGUUUAGCACUGAAGGGCAAGUCAAGGUAAAGAAGAAGGCCCCCUGCAGGUCAACAGCUGUCACAGCUAUCAAGAAGCGCCUGGAGGACAGGGAGCAGGAGGGUGCAAAGAUAACUCGAACUUCCAAGCCAUGUGCAGAACGGUCACUGUUGGAGAAGCCACAGGGUGGGGCAGCCUCCGUAAGCAUCGCUGAGCGGCUAAAGAGGGCCAGUUGCAAAAACUCAGCGCGGCACGGAGCAGUGGGGAAGCCAAAGGGUCAUGCCGUGAGCCGACUGCUGGAAAGUUUUGCUACCAAUGAAGGCUUCCAGAUAGAUGAGGACAGCAGCUUCUCAGAGGGGGAUGAGGACAGUGGCCCCUCAGGGUGCUCGAGUCAAACACACAGAAGCCCUCCAGCCACCCCAAGCUGCAUUUUGACCCGAAAGGUGCUCACCAAUGGGCUCAAGGUGCUGGUCUCCAAAGAGGAUGAGCUAAUGUAUGCUGCUCGGGUGUACACACUGGAGCUGCCUGACAUCUAUAAAAUUGUUAUUGAUGGGGAGAGAGGAAACAGGCAGAGGAUCUACACUUUGGAUCAGCUGGUGGACGAAGCAGUUCUAGAUGUGUGUCCCGAGACAGAGGAGUUGCUUACAGCAGGAACGCGGGUUUGUGCAUACUGGAGUGAGCGAUCGCGCUGUUUGUACCCAGGAUAUGUACGCCGAGGGAGCCCAGGUGAAGAAGGGAAGGCGGGCAGUGUCAUGGUAGAGUUUGACGACGGUGAUCGGGGAUGGAUCUCUUUGGCCCACAUUCGCCUCCUGCCGCCAGAUUACCAGAUUCGUUCUCCAUCAAGUUUUGAGCCUUCCGCUACAGCUGGCUCCAGUGCACAGAGAGGAAUAAAGACCUCCAAUUUAGAAAAAACCAUGCAGACUGAAGUGUCAUCCAAGAGGCCAAGCAAGACUGAGAUCUCAAAAGACACCAAGACCAUUACUGUCGUCAAGGCCAAGCCAGGCAGACCAAAGGGGUCAGGUAUAAAGACUCGUUUGGCAAGCAGCAUGUCUAGGAAUACCAGCUCCUUCCUGAGCUGGCCGAAUGUGGCAGUCCCAAAAAAGAAGGCCCCACAUAAUCCCUUUCAAGUCAACGGGAUUCCCAGGAAGCCUCUUAAGAGGAAAAAGGCCGAAACAUUUCCUCUUUCAACUGACCCUGCAACAGCUGCUACCAAAGGCAUUUUCAAGAGCUCCUUUGCUGUAGAUUCCUUCAGCAGCAUUGCUAAUGGUUACUCAUCUUUUGGUAGUCAAUCUGCUGUAAUACCCAUAAACCCCAGGAGUUCACUCUAUAGCCGCAACAAAAAACUAGGAGAAGGCACAGGCUUGCAGGGCAGGAAGGCUGAAUUUCUUGUGAAACUUGACCACGAGGGCGUAACCUCUCCCAAGACCAAGAGUAGUAAAGCCCUGCUGUUGCAUGGAUCUCCAGGACAAGGAAGUCAAUUGGACAAAGGUUUUGGGACCAAAGGUUUAGGUUGUCUGACCCAUCCAACAGGUUAUUCUCACCCUGUUCUCCUUGUUAAGGACAACAAGAAGGGAAAUGGAGACCGGGCAGAGCUCUUACUCAAGGGGGCAUCCAGCCUGAAGAAGCCAACACCGCCUAUGGCACUGGCUGAGUAUGCUGAUUUUGGCAUGAACUGCCAUAGCGACUGCCCUAGCUCUUAUUCUGACAUGGAUGAGGAAGAUGAGGAUGAGAGGGAAAGUGCAUUAGUCACAGCCUCCGGGGGUCUCCGGACAGCAGGGAGUUUCCUCUCCCGCCUCUCUGUCUCGUCCUCUUCCUCUGGAUCUUCCAGCUCCUCCAGCUCUGGCUCCCUUUCCAGCUCCAGUCUCUGUUCCUCGGACAACGACUCAUCUUACAGCUCUGAGGAUGAGGAGAGUUCUACACUGCUGCUGCAAAGCUGCCUAUCCUCCCAGCACUCCCUCCUACAGACCACUGAGUCAGCUUCUGGGCCACUGCAGGGGUCCUUCGUGGCCAAAGCCAUGGCAGUUGCAGGCACCAAGAGUGGGAGCCACAGCAGUACUAACAGUAAACCUCUUAAGAGGAAGGAGUACCCUAACUCCGUGCCUAAGGAUUCCAAGGAUGUGGCUAAGAGGCCAAAACUGCAGGUCAUCAACAACCAGCCUAAGAUCUCAUCCUUCCUGUCUGCACAGCAGCUUUGGAAAUGGUCUGGAAACCCCACACAGAGACGAGGAAUGAAGGGCAAAGCACGCAAGCUAUUCUACAAGGCCAUUGUACGUGGCAAGGACAUGGUACGAGUAGGUGACUGCGCUGUUUUUCUGUCUGCUGGCCGGCCACACCUACCUUAUGUUGGUCGCAUUGAGAGCUUUUGGGAAUCCUGGGCCGGCAGUAUGGUGGUGAAGGUGAAAUGGUUCUACCACCCAGAGGAAACCAAGCUGGGGAAGCGGCAUGGAGAUGGCAAGCAUGCCCUGUACCAGUCAUCUCACGAGGAUGAGAAUGACGUCCAGACAAUCUCCCACAAGUGCCAGGUGGUAAGCCGGGAGGAGUACGAGAGACUGAUCCGUGGCAGGAAGCCAGCUGGUGCUAACCACGACCUCUACUACCUGGCAGGGACCUAUGACCCCACCAGUGGUCAGUUAGUCACCGCAGAGGGGUUACCAAUCCUAUGUUAGCAUUUGUAUCAUCUUUCAAACACUUUUGAAGAAACCCUGCUUCCUUAAGGAUGGUGCUGGAGGAAUGCAGAGUGUUUCUUUGGUUUUAUUAAAAGAAGGAAUGAGCUUGUGGCCACUUGUCACUGAGGGAAGGUGCAAGUAGCAUCCAGUUAUCACCUUGAAUGCUUGAAGGACAACAAAAUAUAGAAACCUGGGAUGUCCAGGACAGAUAGCACCACAAGGUCUAGGAUCACAGAAGAUAGAGAAGCAUAGAGUCCUAGUCAAGUUCUCUAAGACUCUCCCUAGAACAGCCAAAUCCACACAAGUAAUUCUGCAAUCUAAAAUAAUUAAAAAAGAAAAAAAAAGAAUUUGUGUGAAAUUUAACUGCUGUUGACCAAAACCCCUCUGAGGGUAUGACCACAAAAAGAGGCAGGUGAACUAACAUUGAUUUCUGCAAAAAUACAGUAUCUAUUCACAGCAUAUUGAACAGAUGGUAGCACAUCUCUUAGAAAAGCACUGUCUGUGUACCCCGUCAUUUAUCUAUACAUGUGGACAUAGAUGAGAACAUUCUUGUGGCUUGGUCUGUUACAAUAUAUGACCUCAUUUGAGGAAAGAACUGUGGUGUUUGGAAUAUUAGUAUUCCAGACCUCACUAUUACUAUUCCAGGGAAUUUUUUUUUUAAGUGCAGUCACAUCUGUGUGUGUGCGUAUACGUGGUACAAAAUUAAACCAUAUGUAUACAUUUAUAAGCACACACACAUAGACAUGCUGUAGAGAUAAAGGAAUUAUGUUCCUUUUAAGCCAUACAGUCCAGUACCUCUUGCCUGAAUUCAGGUGUUUAUUGUACAGGUUUAUUCUUUUCUUCAUGUCUAUAUGUAUAUAAAAAUGUUUACCUAUAUGUCUGUGUAUGCUGUACAUAUAUACUGAAAGGACAAUAUUUUACAAUGAUUUAGUUGUGUCCUUUUAAAAGGUUGGUGAAUACAGAUUUAGAUUUUUGUGGAAAGCUAAACUGAAACAAUUGGAACACACAUAAAAAAGGAAUAAGUUUAGGAUGCAUGUACUAACAUGUUUUUUAAUAUAGAUUGUAUUUUCUUAUUCUUUUGAAAUUUUCCCCACUAAAUUUUUUCCCCGCUAUUUUAUGGCUUAAAUGAUGGUUGCCAUUUCAGCCAAAAGAAAAUUAGAAGAAAUUAGAAGAAAACUACAAAAAAGUGAAAGAUAUUCAAUCAAAUGCCCCUGUCCUGUGAUAAUAUGGGAAAGGGCUGACCUCAUGACAGAGGGCAAAGGACUGUGCCUUGGUCAACAGCUUGGCAGGUUUGGGGCUUUAAUUUCUGCAUCUCAAUGUGUUGUGCACUUGGCUCGCUUUUCCACAAGAAGGGUACAGUACCAGUCAAAAGUAUGGGUGGUACCCGGUGUCACUGACUGUGGUCCAUAGGCGCCCACAUGAGCAGAACUGAGGCACUGGACAGCAGGCGUCACUCCCAAAGAGGCCUUAUUGCUCAAGCAACAAGAGGAAUGUGACCCCUUCAGUGAGAACACACCAACCAAAACUAAAAUAUGCACAAAAACUAAAAAACACAAAGGACAACAGAAAAACAGCCCAUACAUUGCAGACUAGGACCUAGUCUCAGGAGCCUUCCUACUCUCUCCCAGUACUCCCCAGCUUCUCAAGUCCACAAACCAGUUGCUUUUCAAAAUCCUUGUUGACUGCUCCCUUACUUGGCAGCAGCUGCUCCUCAUUAUGCCCUCAAGGCAGCGCAGGAUCAGCCAGUUGAGUGCUGUCCAUCAGUUAAACCCUGCUCCUCCCAGUGAAGAACUGUCCACCAGCUUACACUGGACAGUACUCAUAUGAGUGAAACUGGGCAAAAAAAGAGGGCAAAACAACCCAUGACUGUCUUACAGUUCUGGGGGGUGUGGUGGCGCAGUGGGUUGGACCACAGUCCUGCUCUCCGGUGGGUCUGGGGU
Molecule: messenger RNA, 10282 nt
Organism: Scleropages formosus (Asian bonytongue)
Lineage: Eukaryota; Metazoa; Chordata; Actinopteri; Osteoglossiformes; Osteoglossidae
Gene: bahcc1a
Product: BAH domain and coiled-coil containing 1a
Exons: 27
Coding region: 384-8342 (2652 amino acids)
Molecular function (GO): chromatin binding
Source: RefSeq, a predicted model, not a curated record